UCGAUCUAGUGCUCGGUGUAUUUUUUGCCGUUCGGCACGUGCGAUUGAGUGCGUGGAUGCGAGUGCCAUGGACAUAAUGAAGCCAUUCUACCACUCAGACGCGCAUCUGAGCCUCAAUCACCACCACAAAGACUUCUGCUAUCAGCAUGACGGUUACAACAGAUCGGCCAGCAUGCAGACCGGAUUUAUCCGCGUCGAAGACGCAAUGAUGAAUUUGGCCCCGGAAAUUCCUCGGCGCACCCCCGAUUUCUACGACAGCAACACUUACGACUCCUUCCUUUCAACUUCCUCUUUGGUGUCGGACUACGGGAAUUUCAAUUUUUUCACCUUGAAAAGGACCAGCUCCACACUGGAGGAGGAGGAGGAGGAGGAGCAGCCAAGAGACACUGGGCAGAAGAAGGGCAAAAAACGGAAACGGAGCGUGCGAGCUGAGCAGCGGGUGUCCCCAACUGUAAUGAAGAAGAGACGGCUGGCGGCCAAUGCGCGUGAAAGACGCCGGAUGAACGGCCUGAAUGAAGCCUUCGACCGGCUGCGCCAAGUGAUCCCAAAUCUGGACGCUGAGAAGCAACUGAGCAAGUUUGAGACGCUCCAAAUGGCCCAGUCAUACAUCGCCGCUUUGAAGGACCUUCUGAACCUCAACCGGUAAACCUCUACAAGUGAGUGAAAUGCUGAACAAUGUUUCUAGUCGCACAUCCAAAUACAAAGGACUACUCGAGUCAGUCCCCACUGAAGGUGGGGAAUCAAGUGAGUAAUCAGGAAAAAUUGUAAAUAUAUUUA
This is a messenger RNA of Dendroctonus ponderosae (mountain pine beetle), 777 nucleotides long. Its product is annotated as basic helix-loop-helix transcription factor amos-like. Bases 68 to 646 code for a protein of 192 amino acids. Gene Ontology annotation, molecular function: protein dimerization activity. The transcript is spliced from 3 exons. The record is from RefSeq and is a predicted model, not a curated record. NCBI's taxonomy places the organism in Eukaryota, Metazoa, Arthropoda, Insecta, Coleoptera, Curculionidae.